CAGCACUCGGGAGGCAGAGGCAGGCAGUUAUUGGUGAGUCUCAUGCCCGCCGGGUCUACUGAGAUAGUUUCAGGUCAGCUAAGGCUGUUACAGAGAGAAAACCUAUCCCGAAAACCAAAAAAUAAGAAAUGAAAGACGCGGAGGAUAUUCUGGCUGCACUAUGCCUAAAGCAUUUCUCAAGUACAGCCUAGGCUACUGGAAAGCCCAGCACACAGUCCUGGGCGGAGCCUGUGGAUUGGAGGCUCGAGGGGCGGAGCCUCGCGUGACUUUUCACGACUUGACUUUCCGGUCCAACACUGGGGAUUUAAUUGACGUCCUGGGUGUUUCCGGUGUGACCAGAAUAAAGCCCAGGACUCCAGGGCCCGUGACUGCAGUUGCUCCGCCAGCACCAGCGCCACUGUCCUCGCUGCACCCCGUGUCUCGACAGCCCCACAGAGCCGUCGACAUGCAGAACAUGCAGCCUAGCAGCUCUGACACCGACCCCUCGCCCUGCUGGACACCACAGCCACAAGGACCCAGACCUGCCAAGCGCCGCCGCCUCCACGAGCCCCAGGAGCCGCUCAGCCUGGAAGAGCCCGCAGGGUCCGCCAGCGAUGCAUCGACCUCUAUGGUGAUCCUGGUCAGUGACUCUGGCCUGCAGCUGCAGCUGGAUGGCGUCGAACUGCUGCUGUUACUGGAUGCCACCUCGGUCCUGGAAGUGGAGCUCCCUGAACACACCAUCAUCCUGGUGCCCGAGGGCCUCCAGGCUUCAGACCAUCUUGGACAGCCUGGGUUCUUCUCCGCCAGCCCGCAGGGGGGCGCUAGCCUGGAAAUGCCAGAGGAGGACCUGCUAGUCCUCCAGCUGGUAUCCUCCUGUGAGUUCAUUCUAGAAAUUUCCUACCAAGAGGAAUCCUAUGAUGAGGAUGAGGACUCUGGCUCCCUGUCACCCUGGAUGGAUUCUCCAGCUGGUCAGGCAAGUGAGCACUUUUCCUCCACCAACAGGAUGCCCAGUCCUUGGCCUCAGGGCCACAUCCCAGAACCAUAUCCUUCAGGGCCUUCCCCUAAUGCAGAGCCAUAUUCUCCAAGGUCUGUCUGGGACCAGGACAGCUACCUGCUGGGACCCUUCCCCAGCUCACCCUUGCAGCCUCUGCCUCCAUCUCCUCCUCCAAGGCCCCAAGAGCAGCGCCCUCCAUCCUCUCCGAGGUCCCCAUGCAAGGCCAGGAAGAGACUGUUCUGUGAAUGAACUGCCCUCCACCAAUCCUGAUGCCCCUCAAAUGAGAGAUUGGCUCCCAGCACCAUCGUGAGUGCCUCUGCACAGCCUACAAGGUUAGAAGGGCACUCUUGUUUAUGAAUUGGGCAGAAUAUUGGAUUGUUGGUUGCUAGAAUGUCUGGAAGGAAGAUCAUCGCCUCCAGAUCACGUGCUGGUUGACACUUGCCUGCAUUUGCUCUUUGACUUGACUGCUUCCUUAGACUUUUUCUAUACAGAAGUCACCCUCGGGCAGCUCCAGCAGUGCAGUCCUGAUCUGCCUGCCUCUGCCGUUUGUGCUGGGAUUAAAGGCGUGUGUGCCACCUCUACCCAGCUCAUGUUAUUUUUUUUUUAAACAAAUGGGGCUUUUGAUUGUCGUGGGGGUUGUUUGGGGGUUUAUUUUGAUUUUGCUUUAGGAAGAGUUGGUUUUACCUUUUCUUUCAACAAGAAAUAAGUCUUUUCAUCUCAUUUUGUAUAUUUUUAAUCUAGUUCUCCAGCUCCCAGGGUCACAAUUUGAAUGUUACAAUAAUUUGUUAUAAGACUAUUUUGUUAGAAUAAUUAGAAGAUCUCAAAUUUAUGUUUUUCAUUGUAACUUGAGUAUAGAUAUGUCUUAUGUUGAUUUGAUAUCCAACAAAAUUUAUUAAUUUCUUUAGUAAUCUUAUGUACCUUCUUUUGGAGGUUUGAUAAAAACAAUAUCUCUACUGAGAAAUUAGAGACCUUUGACAUA
Messenger RNA from Alexandromys fortis (reed vole), 1952 nucleotides. RefSeq names its product proline-rich protein 23A3-like. The transcript has a single exon. NCBI's taxonomy places the organism in Eukaryota, Metazoa, Chordata, Mammalia, Rodentia, Cricetidae. The record is from RefSeq and is a predicted model, not a curated record. The coding region runs from base 161 to 1222 and encodes 353 amino acids.